This is a messenger RNA of Pungitius pungitius (ninespine stickleback), 6923 nucleotides long. RefSeq names its product golgin A2 (gene golga2). Bases 84 to 3395 code for a protein of 1103 amino acids. NCBI's taxonomy places the organism in Eukaryota, Metazoa, Chordata, Actinopteri, Perciformes, Gasterosteidae. The transcript has 28 exons. Gene Ontology annotation, molecular function: protein binding. Gene Ontology annotation, biological process: Golgi organization. Gene Ontology annotation, cellular component: Golgi apparatus; cis-Golgi network; Golgi cisterna membrane. The record is from RefSeq and is a predicted model, not a curated record.
CUCACGCGACUCCUACCGGCAGAGACACCAACAGGCACCAGACUGAUGACGUGGUCCCGUCUGUCUUUGACCAGAGCAGCAGUAUGGCCGACCAGAGCAGGCAAAUAAAACUCGCUGCAGCUAAGAAAAAGCUGAAGGAGUUUCAGCAGAAGAGCUCCCCUGUUAGUGUGGGAGUAGAAAAGGGUGAUGGUGGUAGUGGAGGAGGAGGAGGAGGAGGAGGCGGCGGUGGUGGUGGAGGAGCCAAGAAGAAGAGGAAAGUGAAAGGAUUGAACCAACAUGAUGCACCUUCAACAGACAGAAACUCUCCAGAUAAUUUUGACCGUAUUCUGAAAGCACUUAGUCAAAGCAAUGGAGUAGUCCUGCCUCCUUAUGGCAACAGUCAGGCCUUUGCUGACAUGGAGGCCAUCGGGUCUUCAGUUCCCCAGGCGCUGGAGGAGUCAAAGGGCGAGCUGGGUCCUGGCUCACCUGUGUCUAACCUCGCUAGCAUUAACACUGCUACUAACCCUGAGUCUGUUGGUCACAACGCUGACCUCCAGGACUAUCCCAAUACCAAUGGAAACGGGCGUUUAAAAGAAGAAAAUAGACCACUGUCUUCCACAGAGAGCCUGCGGCAGCUCUCACAGCAGCUAAACGGCCUCGUCUCUGAGUCAUCUUCUGCGUAUGUCAAUGGAGACAGUCCCCCUCCUGUUAGUGAGAGAGAGCUUGAGGAUCGGAGCCAGGAGCUGGCAGCCGCCCUGGAGUCCAGCAAGCUAACAAACACUCAGUUAAAUACCAAGCUAGACCAGCUGGCACAGCAAUCUCAGGUGCUUUCUGAUCAGAUACAAAAGGAGCGAAAAGACUUUGAGCAGAGAUUUUCAAAAGAGCAGGGAGCCAUGCGAGAGCAACUGCAGGUCCACAUCCAGACCAUUGGUAUACUGGUAUCUGAAAAAUCAGAGUUACAAACGGCACUACAAUACACACAGCAGGCCGCACGGCAGAAAGCAGCUGAGGCAGAGGAGUUGAACAACCGUCUACAGGCAACAAAGCAGAGAGUUUCCGAGCUGGAGAGAACACUUUCUUCUGUCUCAACACAGCAGAAACAAUUUGAAAAGCACAACAAAGAGUUUGAAAAGGAGAGGGACAGCCUGAGGCUAGAGGUGUUUAGACUAAAUAAUUUGAGUGAGGAGUCGAAGCAGCAGAAGUCAGAGCUGUCAGAGAAGAUAAAGCUGAGCACACAGGAGAAUGGCGCAAUGAGGCUGGAGGUGGAAGAUCUUCGCAAGAGACUCGAGAUAGCUGACCUCAUGUUGCAACAGUUCUCCAGUCAGUCAGAUCCCUCCAAUGCCAACCAGCAGGUGCAGUUACUGCUGGGAGAGAAGCAGCAAGUGGAAGAACAUAAUCACCAGCUGAUGGAGUCAAUUGCCCAGCUGCAGAAAGAGAGGGAUUGCUACGCAGAGCAGAUCCAGGAGGAGGGUCGUCUAUGGAAGGAUAAAACAGAACAGCUGCUGACACAGGUGUCUUUGGUGGCAGAGGAGAGGGACCAAAACAUUAGCCGUGUCCAGCAGCUGGAAGCUCGCAUCACAGAGCUAAAUAAUGCUGCGGUUUUGUUGUCCCAGGAGAGAGAGACCCUGGAUAAUACAGAGCCUCAAUCGUCGGGGCCAUCAGAGAGCGAGGUGGCUCUUCAAGAAGCCCUCAACUCUCUACAUCAGGAGAAAGACGCUCUUAUCGCACAGUACCAGGCACAGCUACGAGACAACGAGCAGCUUAGCCGCCUGUGUGUGGAGCAGGAGACGCGUCUGGGGGAGAUGGAGCGGCAGGUAGAGAGACAGGUUGAGGAGGGAGACGACCGCCGGCGCAUGCUGGAGGAUGUUCAGUCAGACAAGGCCACUAUAAGCCGUGCUCUGUCCCAGAACCGAACACUGAAGGACCAGUUGGCGGAGCUCCAGAAUGGUUUUGUCAAACUGACUAAUGAGAACAUGGAGCUGACCACUGCCAUCCAGUCAGAGCAACAUGUGAAAAAAGAGCUGGCUCGCAGAAUGGGUGAACUGCAAGAGGAACUGCACGACGUCAAGGAGCAGCUGGAACUGAAAGGUACGGAUGUCCAGAGUUUGAUAGAGCAGAGGGACCAGGUUGUGGCCCACCUGCAGCAAUAUUCGGCAGGUUACCAGACCCUGGCCUCAGAGAGGGAGCAGAUGCACCACCAGUAUCUGCAGCAGAUCCAGCUCAUGGACCGGCUCCAGCACGAUGAAAGCCAGGGCCGCGUGCAACUGGAGAUCAGUCACAAUCAGCUCAAGCAAGCGCAGGAGCAUCUGGAAAUGUUAGUCAAAGACAAUGAGCAUCUGAAAGCCGAGGUGAAGGAGCUGCUCUACAGCUCAACUCUUGUCACAUCAUCCAGAGACCAAGGCGAUGGAGUGGAGAGCCAGUCACUGCAAGAGAGCCCAGAGAAAUCCUCACCAAUAAUUAUCCCUGAAGACUUCGAGAGCCAUAAAGAGAUGGAGGAGUUCAUCCGAGAGGCUUUGGCUCAGCUGGAGGCAGAGAGGGACGAGGCCAGAAGGCAACUGGAGGAGGAACACCGGCUCCACAUGGCGGCCAGACACCAGGCCGCUCUGGCCCUCAGCCUUGAGCAGCAACAGCACAGCUACACACCUGUUUACGACCAUCAUCACGACCACGAGCACGGUCACGCUGAGGGCGAGCACGGCCACUGUGAACACAGUCACGAGCAUUCGGAAGGAGGAGUACCGGUGGAAGUUCAUCAGGCCCUGCAAGCUGCCAUGGAGAAGCUGCAGCAGCGCUUCUCCUCCCUCAUGAGGGAGAAAGCCGACCUGAGGGAGAGGGUGGAGGAGCUGGAGCACCGCUGCAUCCAGCUGUCUGGAGAGACUGACACUAUAGGGGAGUACAUAGCUCUGUACCAAAAUCAGCGGGCCAUCAUGAAGCAGAAACACCAAGAGAAGGAGCAGUACAUCAGCAUGCUGGCCCAGGACAAGGAGGAGAUGAAAGCGAAGCUGGCCGAGCUGCAGGAUCUGGUGAUGAGGCUGGUGGCGGAGAGGAACGACUGGUACAGCCGCUACACCGGAGCUGUGGCCGGCACAAUGAACCCCGACCUUCUUCCUGCUGGAGCGGAUCACGCUCACACAGAGCACCAUGGAGACGCACCCCUCAAUGCUGUCAAUGGAGCAGAAGCCAUGGAGAUCAUUCCUUUGUCAGAGACUGGCCCUGAAGCCCCCUCGUCCCAGAAGCUGUCGAGCGGGACGGCGCCAGAAGAGGACGGCACGGCCCAGCAGAUCAUGCAGCUGCUCCAGGAGAUCCAGAACCCCCAGGCAGCACAAAGAACCCCCCCUUUCCUCGGGGAGAACCCGUGCAUCCCCUUCUUCUACCGGCCCGACGAACAGGACGAAGUCAAGAUCCUGGUGGUGUGAGGAGGUGGUGUGACUGAGUCUGCCGCGUGUACGUAUAUAUGAGAUAAUGGACAUGUCACACUUUUUAAGAGAUAGGACACCCUGCAACACUAUUCAGUGAUCUGAAUGUCUUUGACCCAGUUACAUCACAAUCCCCCCCCACCCUCCACUCUACUUGUGUUUGCACACACGUGUGCAUGGUUGAGGAGUGUGUUAUCUAUUUGUUUGUUGUUAUUUGUUUUGUUUAUGAUGCUCUUCCCUGAGAAAGCAGUAUUUCUCAGUGCAAUCUGAGUGUUCUCCACACCACCAUUUUUAAAUCACCAUUGCCCCUCUCAUCUCCCGUUUUUAGACAUAAGUGCAAUAAAGGGGCCUUAUAUUCUGAACCCUUGCUGAUACAAAACUACCAAGAGCUGUCAAAGGUGUGUGCAACUUCAGCGCAGUUUCUACACAAUCCACUGUACAAAUGCCAAAUAACAGCAUCGUGUUUGAAUGUAAUAACCCGAAUAUUUAACCAUAUGUUUGUGUAAUGGGAGGAGUGGUGAUGACGGCUAAUAGGCGGAAGAGGUGAAUAGAUGCAGAGGACGAUGGGAGUUUUAGUCAAGAGAGUUGAACUGCGUGUACGUGGACUUUAAGCUCUGAUUACGCAAUAGGAUUCAGGAAGAAAGGCAGGUGUCGUAGAGGAUCUGUUACUAAGAUAUCAUUUUUUUUCUAGUCUUUCUUCCAAACACUGAAAAAAAAGUAAAUUUUUCUACAAUGUGAAAUGUUAAUAUACGUGAACGGAUUGUGUUGUGAUGUUAAACAUCCUGUUAGACGGGGUGUCACCGCCGUUAUGAGACUGGGGUUACCUGAAGUCAUUCAGGGGAUAGAUGCAAUUCAUAGAUCCCAUGAAAACUUAUUUUUGUCAAAGUUAUUAAGACAUUAUUUAUAGAGGGUAAUUCUAAUAAACAAUGGAGCCGCUUUGCUUCGGGAUGCUUUCCACAUAAUUCUUUUCACCAUCUUGGCUUGAAAGAUACUGCUGUGCAGCGACUGGAGGAGGUUAAAGUCUGCUGGCGUUAAAAUGCACUCAUUCGUCAUCUCACGUCCUCAAAUGUUCUCCAACCUGAGGCAUUUGGUGCUCCUCCUCACUAAUGUCCACAUAUAUUCGUUUUAUUUCCCCUCCCCCCAUCACAGCUGCUCAGCUAUAACUGAGCCUGUAUGUAACUCUCAUGGGGUCUUUCCCAACAAACCUAAACUAUUGAUAUGAUCCUGUUCUUUUCUGUUACGUUUAGUUAUAUCAAAGAUGAAAGUUAUGCACAUCCUUUACAACUGGACUGUGAGUUUAUGUGGUGUGUGUGUGAGAUCUGUGGUACUUUUUGUAGAGUUCAAUCAGAUUAUAUAAGUAUGAUUGCAGUGACACUGUACAAAGCCUCUCAUUGGGCUCCUUCCUUUUGUGGCUGGUUGGACGGAGACGUCUCCACCACAGAACCCUUUGCCGGCUCCAUGACUUCUGCGGAGGAGAAGGGGAAUCCUAUGAAGCCACAGUCUUAAGCUGAGGGGUCCCACUGAAGUGACCUAAUGGGGGUUGGUUGGUGUGUGCGUGCGUGCUGUGCUGCACUCGAAGGGUGAAUUGCAGAUAUAAAUGAAAGGGGAAAUCUAAAAGGUAUGGGACCAAUCAGAAUUUGAGAGAAUGAUCAACUAAAACUGUAGUAUUGAUAUUUUGUAACUCCUGUAUUGACGUCACUCGAGUUAAUCUCCUUCAUCCAUCGAAAACCAAAACCUGGGUGAGAAUUUCGUUCUGAAACGUCUCACUUGAAGGGAGAGAUGCUCACGUUCACAAAUGUAGAUUGGAUUGACAAUUUCACUGUAGAGCCUUUUUUCCUUUUCAACUGGCAACCAAGAGCGACGCUAUGACAGCCCACUUGUUUCAUCUGAGAUUACAUCGCGGGAGAGGCUUCUGGUUUUUACAAAUUGUCCCAUUAUUUUAAUAUGCAAGGACAUGCGGGUCAUACAGAAAAUCCCAGUGACUGCUUACGGAGCUAUUUUAACCUCAUUUGGAUGUCUUUGAAUUUUAAGAUCCUCUCUGGUGUGUUUACUUUGGGGUAGAGGACACAUUUUUUCAAUUGUUAAAUAGCACACAUGAUAUUUAUUGUUAAAUGCAACGGGGCAAAUGGCAUUAGUGCAAAUUGUGGUAUUUUAAACCUUUUGGGUGAAAGUAAAUUUGUAAUGUGGAGGUCAUGUGUUCUUGACAGGUGUAGAAUUUUACAGGCAAAGUCAAAUGUGCGCCUUCAUAUUAAACUGAAACACUUUGUUAACAGGGUUUUUUUUAUUUUUUUUUAUUAAUUUACUUGAAUCAUUCUUGAUUUAAAAGAAAUUCCUCCCUUCGCAUUCUCUCACUUUUUUCUUUUGAAAAAUGCCACAAAAUGCAAUUUAUUUUUCUCCUCUUCUAUCCUUCCUUCCUUCUAGUGUUUCAGGGCUUGAAAAAUAACAAUUGAGACGGUGUUGAUGAAAUUACUUUCCCACGCUCUAAGUCACUGUUCAAUAUGUUAUGCGCAAUGAAACCAAUAGCAACGACAAAGCAUUUAUUGUAAGUAAAGGUGGUGUGUAUAUACUGUAACUGUGUAACAUAUUGUAUAUUCUCUAUGCCUGGUGUGUGAGGGGGAAAAGCUGCUCUGCCAUGGUCACUGGUCGUGUGGGCUGUCGUGGGCGGUUACUGACUGGCUGUGAUUUAAUACAGAGAAUGACAACAAAAAAAUAUUCUAUUUAUUUGGAAUAGGUUAGUAUCUCAACUAAUCAGUUUUAAUGUAAAAUAGAAGUCACUUUUGGAUGGAAAUGAAGGAUCGUUCAGAGAACUGAUUAGUUUGAGGGCUGCUUCUGACAGAAGCUUUCUGAUUUGUUGUUUUCCUCAAGUAAUAUUUUCUCCCCUUCUCCUGAUUAAAACUGAUUAAGCAAAUUGAACUCUGUCUGGAUUCCUUCAUUAAUUUGAUCUGAACUUUGGAGCUGCAGCAGGCAGUUUGUUGCUGAUAGCUUCAUGUGAGCCACAAUGGAUGAUGAAUAAAAGCAGCUAAAUGGAAUUCAGACAUCUUUUUUUGUUUGACCUUUUAUUUACACCUUUUGCCUUUUUCACAAACAAAAGGUCUGUUUCUUUGCUCACUCGUUUUCACAGUUAAGCACCAAACACACAAAGUAAGUUGAUGUUCACAUUUUAAACCAUCUUUCCUAUUAUUUUAAUUUGGUCGAUUGGGAUUUGAACGGAAUUAUUUUUCAGCUCCACACAUUCAAUGGGACUUUAUUCCACUGUGCGUUUAACAGCAGUUGAUGAGAUAUUUGCUUCAGAAGAACUUACAAAAAACGUUACGUUCCCUCAGAAGUAGUUGUUUGGUGAUAACAUUUAAUUUGCAAAAAAAAUGGCCUUUUAAAUGCAGUUUGAAUGGUAAACUGUGGCAAAGGUCCUGUGUUUCAAAAGAGUAACGCGUGUGUUGUAGACGUACGUGGGUGAUUUCAACACGUUGACCCAGGCUUUGAACAUUGAAAACCCCAAAUAGAGUAUCAGGGCUGUUAGCGUGGCGUCAG